This is a messenger RNA of Lycium barbarum (goji berry), 1333 nucleotides long. Its product is annotated as pollen-specific leucine-rich repeat extensin-like protein 1. Gene Ontology annotation, molecular function: metal ion binding. The record is from RefSeq and is a predicted model, not a curated record. Lineage: Eukaryota; Viridiplantae; Streptophyta; Magnoliopsida; Solanales; Solanaceae. Bases 134 to 1132 code for a protein of 332 amino acids. The transcript has 3 exons.
UAAUACGUGUUCCUACUUUAUUCCUUCCAUUUAACAAUUUUUUUCUUCAUACUAUAAUUAAAACUAUUAUCUUUUCCUCCUCUCUUCUCUCCACAUAGAAUUCAUUUUUCUGCAAGAGUAUCAAGUAUCAACCAUGGGUGGUGAAAAGACUGGGAAGCCUACCAUUAUGGUGCUCAAGGUUGAUCUUCAAUGUUGCAGCUGCUACAAGAAGGUUAAAAAAAUUCUUUGUAAAUUCCCUCAAAUUAGAGACCAGGUAUAUGAUGAGAAGUGCAAUACAGUUACAAUCACUGUGGUAUGUUGCAAUCCUGAGAAACUUCGCGACAAAUUGUGUUGUAAAGGAUGUGGAGUGAUCAAAAGCAUUGAAAUCAAAGAGCCCGAAAAGCCUAAACAGCCCGAAAAGCCCAAACAACCCGAAAAACCCAAAGAGCCCGAAAAGCCAAAGGAGCCCGAAAAACCAAAGCAGCCCGAAAAGCCUAAGCAGCCCGAAAAGCCCAAAGAGCCCGAAAAGCCGAAAUGUCAACCCGAAAAGCCCAAGAGCCCGAAAUGUCAGCCCGAAAAGCCCAAGAGCCCGAAAUGUCAGCCCGAAAAGCCCAAGAGCCCGAAAUGUCAACCCGAAAAGCCCAAGAGCCCGAAAUGUCAACCACCAGCGCCACCGCCAGGAUAUUGUUGUGGAGAAUGUUACAAAGGUUAUACCGGUGGCCCAUGUUAUCAUCAGCCCGAAAAGCCCAAGAGCCCGAAAUGUCAACCACCAGCGCCACCGCCAGGAUAUUGUUGUGGAGAAUGUUACGAAGGUUAUACCGGUGGCCCAUGUUAUCAUCCGCACGGAAGACCUGUCCCUCCGCCCCCAGGAUAUUGUUGUGGACAAUGCUAUGAAGGCUCUACGGGGGGCCCAUGUUAUCAUUCGCAUGGAAGACCGGUCUCUCCGCCCCCAGGAUAUUGUUGCGGAGAUUGCUACGAAGGCUCUACAGGGGGACCAUGUUAUCAAUUGUAUGGAGGACCUGUCCCUCCGCCCCCGUGUUACGAUUACUAUGGGCCUGGGCCUGGGCGGGAUGGCUACCGAAGGGGCUAUCGUGUGAGCAGAUGUGAUGAGUACUUCAAUGAAGAAAAUGCCACAGGAUGCUCAAUUAUGUAAGGUGGCUGGCAGCUUGAUUGUUUUGGGUGAUUAUCUGGGCUUAUCAAUGUAUCUUUUGAUUGGGCUCCUCUUAAUAUGGUUGUCUUUUUCUUUACAGAAAGCCUUUUAUCAUCUUUGCUUUUUCUUUUGUCAAAUAGAAUAAAAAUCCUUAACCCUGUUGUUGGUAAAGCUUUGAUUAAUAAAUGCCAUUGUUCAACAUUA